UCCUCGUGUCUCAGACUCUCAGCCCAUAAGAAUCAUACCCAAGGCUGCCCUUCUCCCACCACUGCGCCUCUUCCUCUCUCCGCUACCACCACCUUCUCUCGUCAACCUCCUCCGCCUCUGCCACCGAGCUCCGCCUCGAUGGCGACAUAUUACUGCAAACAGCACGGAUGGAAGAGUAAGAAGCUGUACCGCUGGAUCCUUUGGGGAGUCCCCAGCUUCCUAUCCGUCGUCCUCCUGACCAUCCUGAUAAUCUACCUCGUCCUCCUUCCAUCGAAGCCGUCCUUCGUGCUCCAGGACGCCUCCGUCGUGCAGCUGAAGGCCACCGGCCCCGGCCUCAUCAGCUCCUCCAUCCAGGCGUCAAUCGUCUCCCACAACUCCAAUAACCGCGUCGGCAUCUUUUACGACACCCUCGAGGCCCACGUCGCCUACCUCGACCAGCAGAUCACCCCGCCGGUGCUGCUCCCCCAGACCUACCAGUCCCCCGACGAGUCCAGCGUCUGGACGCCUCUCAUGUGCGGCACCGACGUGCCUGCCGCACCCUACGUCGUCGCCUCCAUCCAGCAGACCCCCAGCUACGCCUCCACCUCGUUCUCCGUCCGCAUCGGCGGCAAGCUCCGGUGGCAGGUUGGCAGCUGGACGUCCGGCCACUACGGCUUCUACGUCCAGUGCGACGCCUACCUCCCCCUCUCCGGCGGUCGUGGGUCCCACAGCUUCCUCCCAACGUACCCGUGCCAAACCAACGUGUGGUCGCAGCCAUGACCUCUCCCACCACCUAUGUCAUCUCCCUCGCCUUUUUCCUACUUAUUAAGGUCGUUUUCUUCGACGAGAGGCUUAAAAGGCGGUGGAUGGAGGUGAAAGAAGAAUACUUAGUCUUCUUUUGCUUGUUCUCUGUGAUCUGUAUACUCUUUCUGCUUUGAACCUCUUUGAAGGAGCUGUCUUGGAUGCUGCUCUAGAAGGGCAGUGAUUCUUAACAACAUUUAUGUUGUGAUUUUCUAACUAUCCUUUGUUUAUGUUU
Messenger RNA from Nymphaea colorata (pocket water lily), 1015 nucleotides. Its product is annotated as NDR1/HIN1-like protein 1. The coding region runs from base 139 to 759 and encodes 206 amino acids. Lineage: Eukaryota; Viridiplantae; Streptophyta; Magnoliopsida; Nymphaeales; Nymphaeaceae. The record is from RefSeq and is a predicted model, not a curated record. The transcript has a single exon. Gene Ontology annotation, biological process: defense response to other organism.